Messenger RNA from Striga hermonthica, 1599 nucleotides. The record is from the annotation of a GenBank genome assembly. NCBI's taxonomy places the organism in Eukaryota, Viridiplantae, Streptophyta, Magnoliopsida, Lamiales, Orobanchaceae.
AUGAAAACACUGUCGCUUUCACAGCCCAUCUCCAUUGCGCGCCAUUGCAGCACAUUACUGCAAAGAUGCAUGAAGCCGAAAGCGCUGAAACCCUGCAAGCAAAUCCACGCGUUCAUGCUCACCAGUCACAUACACAUGAACGUCUUCUCCCUGAGUUCGAAGCUAAUCGGCGCCUACGCGUGUUGCGGUGAUUUGGUUUCAUCCAAAUUACUCUUCCAAGAAACAAAAGACCCUAAUGUUUUCGCUUUCAAUUGGAUGAUUCAUGAAUCGACUCGAUCGGGGCUCCACGACGAAGCUUUUCGGUACUUCUCGCUGUCCCUGGAAUCAAGAAACAGCAACAGCUCGCCAAAUAAGCACACUUUCUCCACAAUCUUGAAAUGUUGUGUUUGUUUGCUGGAUGUGGACUUGGGGAAGCUUGUUCAUGGCUUGGUUUACAAAAUGGGUUUGUUAAAAGAUCUGCAUGUAUGCAAUGCUUUGAUUGGUAUGUACGCAAAGUGUUCGGAUGUGGGCAGCGCACGCCGACUGUUCGAUAUAAUGGCUGAAAGAGAUGUUGCAUCCUGGACAAUAAUGAUUUCUGGGUACGCUGAUGUUGGAAAAAUUGACGAGUCGGUUUUCCUGCUCGAAAGAAUGAGAUUGGAAGGAAAUGAUAAACCUAAUGAAUUCACAUGGAAUGCGAUUAUAGCGGGCCUCGCGAAGAACGGAGAGUGUGAUGGUGCUUUUAGAUAUUUUUCUCUAAUGGGUGAGGAAGGAUUAGUCCCCGAUACGGCUACCUGGAAUGCAAUUAUUUCAGGUUUCGUUCAAAGCCAAAGGGCCUUUGAGGCUCUAACAUUUUUUCGAGAGAUGUUGAUUUCUGGUAUCAAGCCCAAUCAAGUGACUCUAUCUGUCGUGCUCCCUGCAUGUGGGAUGAUUGCUUCUGCUCGUGUGGGGAAAGAAAUUCACGGGUUGUUAUACAGGAUGGAGCUCGACAUGAACGUCUUUGUUGCUAGUGCUCUUAUUGAUAUGUAUUCGAAAUGUGGUAGUAUCAAAGGGGCGCAGUGUAUUUUUAACUCCAUCAGUGAAAAAAGUACCGCAUUGUGGAAUGUUAUGAUUGGGUGUUAUGGGAAACAUGGGCUGGUAGGUUCUGCCAUCAAGCUUUUCGAAAACAUGUUGAGCAACAAAGUGCAACCGAACGAAGUCACUUUCACCUCUGUUCUCUCAGCUUGUGGCCACGGUGGGUUAGUCGAGAAGGGUUUGGAAAUAUUCAAAUCCAUGGACUCGUGUUGUGUGAGAGCAAAUAGCGAGCAUUACUCAUGUUUAGUCGACCUUUUGUGCCGUUAUGGGAGGAUGGAUGAGGCUUAUCGGGUUAUUAGUCAUAUUGGGGAGGAAAUCACGAAUUCGACUAUUGGUGCCUUUCUAAGUGGUUGCAAGGUUCACGGAAGGAGGGAUCUUGCCGAGAAGAUUUGCGAUCAACGUGUGGGGAUGGACGUGAAGAGGCCAGAAAGUUUCGUGACGCUUGCGAAUAUAUACGCUGCCGAGGGUGAGUGGGGAGCUGUAGAGGAUGUGAGGAAGGUGAUGAAGGAUAAAAAGGUCGCUAAGAAGCCUGGGUCUAGUUCAGUUUAG